Messenger RNA from Penicillium arizonense, 489 nucleotides. Its product is annotated as DASH complex subunit DAD3 family protein. Gene Ontology annotation, cellular component: DASH complex; mitotic spindle. Bases 1 to 489 code for a protein of 162 amino acids. The record is from RefSeq and is a predicted model, not a curated record. The transcript has 2 exons. Lineage: Eukaryota; Fungi; Ascomycota; Eurotiomycetes; Eurotiales; Aspergillaceae. Gene Ontology annotation, biological process: attachment of spindle microtubules to kinetochore.
AUGUCCGCCUUUGCGCCCGAAGACCCUGACUCUCACGAUUAUGCCUACACCGAAGCCGACCCCGCGACAUCCACCCCUCCGAUCCCCCAAGAACAAACAAUGGACACCGACACAGAAGCCUCGCACGGCCGAGGGCACUCAAACAAUCCUCUCUUGGGUGAUAAUCCCCUCGUGUCAGACUUGGAGCAGGAGGUGCUAGACGAAUAUGCUCGCUUGUUGCGGAAUGUGAAUCAGCUCUCAGACAAACUCUCCGACCUCGCUGGUUCCCCCGCUUCCAUGCCACUCGAUGGCCUCCGGCUCCUCGAGCGUAAGACUGCUACUGUUUGCACUUUGCUGAAGGCUAGUGUGUAUAGCAUUGUCCUUCAACAGCAGAUCUGGAAUGAAAAUGAAGAGCAGCAGCAACAACAGCAGAAUGAGGACCAGCACUUCCAGGACCAAGACUAUCAGUAUGGAGGCUACGACGGGGAGGGAGAGAUGACGUUACAAUAA